Messenger RNA from Eurypyga helias (sunbittern), 2175 nucleotides. RefSeq names its product transmembrane and tetratricopeptide repeat containing 2 (gene TMTC2). Gene Ontology annotation, cellular component: endoplasmic reticulum membrane. The transcript is spliced from 10 exons. Gene Ontology annotation, molecular function: mannosyltransferase activity; protein binding. Bases 1 to 2175 code for a protein of 724 amino acids. Gene Ontology annotation, biological process: protein O-linked glycosylation via mannose. The record is from RefSeq and is a predicted model, not a curated record. NCBI's taxonomy places the organism in Eukaryota, Metazoa, Chordata, Aves, Eurypygiformes, Eurypygidae.
AUGGAGAGUGCUACUGGCUGGCACCAGUCCUUGCCAGGUCGAGCUAUCAGGACAAACCAGGACCUUCUGCCUGAGACACCGUGGACCCAUAUCUUCUACAAUGACUUUUGGGGGACACUACUCACUCAUAGUGGAAGCCACAAGUCCUACAGACCUCUCUGCACGCUCUCCUUCCGCAUUAACCAUGCUGUUGGAGGGAUGGACCCGUGGGGCUACCACCUUGUAAAUGUUCUGUUACAUGCUGCAGUCACAGGCCUUUUCACAAACUUCUCCAGGAUCCUGUUUGGGGAUGGGUACUGGACCUUGAUAGCAGGCCUGCUGUUUGCAUCUCACCCGAUCCACACGGAAGCCGUAGCGGGGAUCGUAGGGAGGGCAGACAUCGGAGCCUGCCUCUUCUUUCUCCUUUCCCUGAUGUGUUACAUGAAGCACUGCUCUACCAGAGGUUCCUCACCAAGUACUUGGGGAUGGAUGUUGGGAGCAGGGCUGUGUGCGGGAUGCAGCAUGCUGUGGAAGGAGCAAGGAGUGACUGUCCUGGCCAUUUCAGCAGUGUACGAUAUCUUUGUAUUUCAUCGACUGAAAAUGCAUCAGAUCAUUCCACAAAUCUACAAAAGAAAGUAUUUGACCCUUUUCUUCAGCAUUGGUUUAUUGACCACCUGGGGGACUGCACUGCUGGGUGUCCGCUUAUACUGGAUGGGCAACAAGCCCCCGAGUUUUUCCAAUUCUGACAAUCCAGCAGCUGACUCAGACAGUUUUCUCACACGUACGCUGACCUUCUUUUACCUGCCAACCAAGAACCUCUGGCUGUUGCUGUGCCCAGAUACACUCAGCUUUGACUGGUCUAUGGAUGCUGUGCCUCUUCUGAAAGCAGUCAGCGACUGGAGGAAUCUACACACUGUGGCCUUCUAUGCUGGACUACUCCUCCUUGCCUACUUUAGCUUGAAGGGCUCCAGCAGUGAGAGAGAAUGCAAUGGGAGAACUGUAAUGAAUGGCAAGCAGAAUGCUAAUGGGCAUAGCUGCCACUCAGAGAUGGAGUACAAGACACUGGAGGUGAAGUCAAGUUUUGCAUCAAAAGAAGAGAAUGGUAUAAAAAAGCAUGAAAUGCAGACAAUGCAGCUUCCUUCAACUGAGAACAUUGUCAUUCUAUCUCUGUCUUUGUUAAUAGUGCCCUUCGUUCCUGCCACAAACCUAUUUUUCUAUGUCGGCUUUGUAAUAGCAGAGCGUGUGCUGUAUGUUCCUAGUAUGGGCUUCUGCCUGCUGGUUACAGUAGGUGUCAGGGCCCUUUAUGUCAAAGCCCAAAAGCGCUUUCUGAAGAACUUGGUUUUUUGUUCCACUGCUGCAUUAAUUGUUUUCUAUGGACUCAAGACUGUUGUCAGGAAUGGGGACUGGCAGAAUGAGGAGAUGCUGUAUAGGUCAGGGAUAAAAGUGAACCCUGCCAAAGCAUGGGGUAACCUUGGAAAUGUUCUCAAGAGCCAGAGCAAGAUUUCUGAAGCUGAAAGCGCCUAUAGAAAUGCCUUGUACUACCGCAGCAACAUGGCUGAUAUGCUUUAUAAUUUAGGAUUACUACUUCAGGAAAACAGCAGGUUUUCAGAGGCAUUACAUUACUAUAAACUGGCAAUUGGUAGCAGACCCACACUAGCUUCUGCCUAUUUAAAUACUGGCAUCAUCCUGAUGAACCAAGGGAAGACAGAGGAAGCCAGGAGGACUUUCCUGAAGUGUUCAGAGAUCCCUGAUGAAAAUUUGAAAGAUCCUCAUGCUCAUAAAAGUUCUGUUACUAGCUGUCUUUAUAACUUAGGAAAACUUUUUCAUGAACAAGGGCACUAUGAGGAUGCCCUUGUGGUUUACAAAGAAGCAAUACAGAAAAUGCCAAGGCAGUUUGCACCACAGAGCUUAUACAACAUGAUGGGAGAAGCCUAUAUGAGAAUGAGCAGGCUGCCAGAAGCAGAGCGCUGGUACGUGGAAUCACUGCGAUCCAAGAGCGACCACAUCCCAGCCCAUCUCACCUAUGGAAAACUGCUGGCUCUGACGGGACGCAAGAGUGAAGCAGAAAAGUACUUCCUGAAGGCUGUUCAGCUGGAUCCUACCAAAGGAAACUGCUACAUGCAUUAUGGUACGUUUCAGAUAGAUAGGGUUUCCACACAUAUUCCAGGAUUGCUGUUAAUCUCACCGAGUGAUUAA